Carassius auratus (goldfish) is the source of this 6109-nucleotide messenger RNA. RefSeq names its product kinesin-like protein KIF13B. Gene Ontology annotation, molecular function: ATP binding; microtubule binding; microtubule motor activity. Bases 294 to 6107 code for a protein of 1937 amino acids. Gene Ontology annotation, biological process: microtubule-based movement. The transcript is spliced from 42 exons. Lineage: Eukaryota; Metazoa; Chordata; Actinopteri; Cypriniformes; Cyprinidae. The record is from RefSeq and is a predicted model, not a curated record.
CAGGCCCCGCCCACUCCAGCACUCGUUUGAUUGAGGAGCGGCUCCACCUGCUCGUUCUGUGCACGGUCCGUCGGUCCCGUAUGUGCGUGAUUCACCUGCUCAGACGCUCCUGAAGAUCCGCCGAAGUUUAACACGGGCCGGACUGAAAGUGUUUUAUUCCCGUCUGGAUGAGUCAUUGUGUCUGUUCUGGACAUUUAAUCUUUUAGCUAUUGCACAUGAUCACUGCUGGAAUGACACACUCUCUCUGAACAGUAGUAACUCAGGAACUGGUGAGACAGGUGCAGAAGAUCUUCAUGAUGGAUGAAAGUGCUGUGAAUGUGUCGAAUGUGAAAGUGGCGGUCCGGGUGCGACCCAUGAACAGGAGAGAACGAGACUUAAAGACAAAAUGUGUUGUGGACAUGGAAGGAAACCAGACCAUCCUGUACCCGGCCAGUGGAAACCUGGGAAAGGGCGACAGCAGGAGCAAACAAAAGGUUUUCGCGUAUGAUUAUUGCUUCUGGUCUAUGGAUGAGGCGGAGGCGUCCAAAUUUGCAGGUCAGGACGUGGUGUUUCAGUGUCUUGGAGAGAGUCUUUUGGACAGCGCUUUCCAAGGAUACAAUGCCUGUAUAUUUGCAUAUGGGCAAACAGGCUCUGGAAAGUCGUACACGAUGAUGGGAACGGCGGAGCAGCCGGGUCUGAUCCCGCGCCUGUGCAGUUCUCUGUUCCAGCGCACCGUACAGGUGCUGAGAGAGGGCGAGAGCUUCACCGUGGAGGUGUCCUACAUGGAGAUCUACAACGAGAAGGUGCGAGACCUUCUAGAUCCCAAAGGGAGCCGGCAGGCGUUGAGGGUCCGGGAGCAUAAGGUGUUGGGGCCGUAUGUAGACGGUCUGUCCCGCCUCGCUGUGACCAGCUACAAGGACAUCGAGUCUCUGAUGUCUGAGGGGAAUAAAUCCCGCACUGUGGCGGCGACGAACAUGAACGAGGAGAGCAGCCGCUCGCACGCCGUCUUCAACAUCAUUCUGACGCACACGCUCCGAGACCUGAAGACUGGGACGAGUGGAGAGAAGGUGAGUAAACUCAGUCUGGUGGAUCUGGCCGGAAGUGAGAGAGCUGAUAAAACUGGAGCUGGAGGAGAACGACUCAAAGAAGGAAGCAACAUUAACAGGUCCCUCACCACUCUUGGACUGGUGAUCUCUGCUUUGGCGGAGCAGGGUGCAGGAAAAAACAAGAGUAAAUUUGUACCUUACAGAGACUCAGUGCUCACAUGGUUACUGAAGGACAGUUUAGGAGGAAACAGCCGCACAGCUAUGGUUGCAGCGGUGAGUCCAGCGGCCGACAACUAUGACGAGACUCUGUCCACGCUUCGGUACGCAGACCGGGCCAAGAGCAUCGUUAAUCAUGCUGUGGUUAAUGAAGAUCCUAACGCCAGAAUCAUCAGAGAGCUGAGAGAGGAGGUGGAGAAACUCCGCAGCCAGCUGACCGAGGCUGAGUCAAUGAAAGCUCCGGAGCUCAAAGAGAGACUGGAGGAGUCUGAGAAGCUGAUCCAGGAGAUGACCGUGAGCUGGGAGGAGAAACUCAGGAAGACUGAGGAGAUCGCGCAGGAGCGACAGAAGCAGCUGGAGAGUUUGGGAAUUUCUCUGCAGUCGUCUGGGAUCAGAGUCAUUGAUGAUAAAUGCUUCCUGGUCAACCUGAACGCUGACCCCGCCCUCAACGAGCUGCUCCUCUAUUACUUAAAGGAACACACUCGUGUGGGUUCUGCAGACUCUCAGGACAUUCAGUUGUGUGGUCUGGCAAUUCAACCGGAGCAUUGUGUUAUAGACAUCAACCUAGAGACGGGAGUCACGCUCACCCCGAAGAGAAACGCUCGCACAUUUGUGAACGGCACUGUGGUCUCGUCCCCCGUCCAGUUGCAUCAUGGGGAUCGAAUCCUCUGGGGAAACAACCACUUCUUCAGGCUCAGCGUGUCGAAUGUGUAUCGUGUUGGUGUUGAGGAUGAGGAGGGGUGUACGACGAAGGCUUUGGAUGUGGAUGUAGACCGUCUCAGUCACGCCUCCAGUGACAACAGCUUCAGUUUUGAGUCGGCACAGACAGAAGUCAUGAUGAAAGCGCUGGGAAAUGACGAGCCGCUGCAGUCGAUGCUUUACUCUCUGGAGCGCAGGCAUGAGGAGGAGAAGCGCUCGGCUCUGGAGCGACAGCGGCUGAUGUACGAGCAGGAGCUGCAGCAGCUGCGCAGACGUCUGUCCACAGAGCUGCAGACGCAGCAACAGCAGCUCAACACCAGCCUGGGGUCGUCUCAGAGCCCACUGCGCCAGUCCACUGACGAGAGGGAAGCUUUGAUGAAUCAAAGCCUGCGCAAGCUGAAAGAGCAGAUCGUGAAGGCCAAUCUGCUGGUUCAGGAGGCUGGAUUCAUCGCUGAAGAGCUCAACAAGAAAACCGAAUAUAAAGUCACACUCCAGAUCCCGGCUGCAAACCUCAACGCCAACCGCAAGCGGGACACGGUUCUGAGCGAGCCGGCCGUGGAGGUCCGGAGGAAGGGCAAAGGGAAGCAGAUCUGGUCCAUGGAGAAGAUGGAGAACCGGCUGGUGGACAUGAGAGAGCUCUACCAGGAGUGGAAAGACUACGACGAGGACGAUCCUGCCAUGCGUUCGUACUUCAAGCGUGCCGAUCCGUUCUUCGACGAGCAGGAGAACCACAGUCUGAUCGGUGUGGCAAACGUCUUCCUGUCCUGUCUGCUGUAUGACGUCAAGCUGCAGUACACGGUGCCCAUCAUCAACCAGAAGGGAGAGGUGGCGGGUCGUCUUCACGUAGAAGUGGAGCGUCUGAGUGGAGACCUGGAAGAGCGUGAGACGGGGGGCUCUGAGAGCAGUCCAGACGGAGAGAUGCAAGAUCGCAAACUCACCUGCAUGAUCAAGGUGUUGCAGGCGACUGGAUUGCCUCAGCACCUCUCAAACUUCGUCUUCUGUCAGUAUCAUUUCUGGGAGCAGCAGGAGCCGGUGUUUAUCGCUCCAGAAGUGGGUCUGACGGCCCCCAGCAGCAGACAGCCGCAGACUCUGGUGCUGUUUGACAAAUGCAAGACUCUAGAAGUGACCGUGACUGAAGACUUUCUGGAGUUUCUGAUGGACGGUGCAUUGGCUGUUGAGGUUUAUGGUCACAAACAGGCAAAUCCACGCAGGAAUCUGGCUCUCUGGGACCUGGGGGUGAUUCAGGCAAAGACUCGCUCUCUCAGAGAGAGGUGGAGUGAAGUGACGCGCAGGCUGGAGCUCUGGGUUCAGAUCCUGGAGCUGAAUGAUGCUGGAGAGUUCGUGCCGGUGGAGGUUCAGCCAGCUAAAGACGUCAGCACAGGAGGAAUCUUUCAGCUCAGACAGGGUCAGUCCAGGCGUGUUCAGGUGGAGGUUCGUUCGGUCCAGGACUCCGGCACCAUGCCUCUGAUAACGGAGUCUGUGCUCAACGUCUCCAUCGGAAAUGUGGAGGUCCAUCAGACUCGAUCUGGCAAAAGCACAGAGACCCAGAGGGUGGGAGAUAAAGAUGUGGACAGUUAUCAGGAGGUUGAUCUGGAGAGACUGAGGGUCCGGUGGCUCACGGCUCUAACUGGACGACAGGAAUAUCUGGACCAACGUCUCCAGAAACUUGUCGGCAAGCAAGAUAAGUCCGAAGAGGAUGUGGAGAGCGAGUCGCAGCUGCUGGAGUGUCGUCUGACGCUGACGGAGGAGAGAAACGCUGUGCUGGUGCCCUCUGCUGGCAGCGCUAUCCCAGGAGCCCCGGCGGAGUGGGCUCCUGUUCCAGGAAUGGAGACCCACAUCCCGGUCAUCUUCCUGGACCUCAGCGCUGAUGAUUUCUAUGAUCAUCUGUCCGCUCCUCUCGCUGGAGGUCUGGAUGCUGCGCUCGACAGAGAAGAUAAAGAUGAUUUCAUGGACUUACAGAUCGUCAAACACUAUGAGAAUCAGGUGAAGGCAGAGGCAUCAUGGGACUGCACCGUUCACGACAGCCCUGAGCUGAAUCGAGCGACGGGGCCGGAUCACAGGAUUUACCUCACCGUCCGUGCCAUCGUUCAGCUCAGUCAUCCCGCGCACAUGCAGCUGGUGCUACGCAAGCGCAUCUGUGUGAACCUCACCGGACGACAGGGUUUUGCUCAAAGUCUGCUGAGGAGAAUGUCUCACCGCAGCUCUGUUCACAGCUGUGGAGUCACGUUUGAGAUCGUCUCAAAUAUCCCAGGGGACAUUCAGAGCUCUGAGGACCGAGAGAUGCUCGCUCGACUGGCUGCCAGCACCGAAAACCCCGGAGCCGAGAGUGAAGCCGCCAUCGAGAAAUACCUGCGGAGUGUGUUAGCGGUGGACAACAUCCUCACGCUGGACCGUCUCAGACAGGAGGUUUCGGUGAGGGAGCAUUUGAAAGAUAAAGGAAAGCUUCCCAAACGCUGCCUCAGUUCAUCCAGUGUCCACCGGCUCUCUGGCAGUAGGAAAGAUCUGUCCAGCAGCCAAGACUCAGAAGACAAUAAAAGUGGCUGGGACGGUCGGCAGGAGAUUUCUACACCAAAAUCAGCCACAAAGAGUGCAUCUCACUCAGCGUCAGUAGAAAAUCAAAAAUCAGAGCCAGGUCUCUCAGGAUUUGCUGCAUCUUAUUUCUCCCCAGUGAAAGCUAUAGUAUCUCCAGUACCCAAGAUGUUCAAGACUCUGUUGUCCAAAAAAGAGGAGAAGAAAGAGACGGCGCCUCCUGGUGUCUGUGAGCAGAAUGUGCCACGUAUUAUUGUGCAGUCUGCCAGUCUUGAAGACAUCAACAGCUAUGAACUGGCUCCACAGGGUCCAUCAAAAGAAACCGCUCAAGACAGCCAAUCAGAAUCUGCUUCCUUUGUGCCCAUUUUUCCGGUUAUUCCUGAUAAAGUAGAGACCACUAAAGCAUCCACCAUAUCCUCAGAAACCACGUCUGACAUCCAGAUAAGCCAAUCUAUGGAAACCCCAAAUUCAGAAAAUGAGGAGGAGAUUCUACUUCCUAAAGAAGUUGAAGUUACACCUCUUUCUGUUCCUCCAGUGGUUGAGGAGGUUCUAUCUUCUAAUCUUUCUCCAGAGGUUGAGGUUCCCCCUCUUAAUUCUCCUUCAGAUGCUGAGGAGGUUCUACCUCGAUCUGUUCCUCCAGUAGAUGAGGUUGAGGUUCCACCUCCUAAUUCUACCUCGGAUGCUGAGGAGGUUCUACCUCGAUCUGUUCCUCCAGUAGAUGAGGUUGAGUUUCUACUUGCAUCUGUUCCUCCAGAGGUUGAGGUUCCCCCUCCUAAUUCUACCACAGAUGUUGAGGAGGUUCUACCUGCAUUUGUUCCUCCAGUAUAUGAGGAAGUUCCAGCUCCUAAUCCUCCUUUAGAGGCUGAGGAGGUUCUACCGUUAUCUGUUUGUCCAGAUGAUGAGGAAGUUCUAUCUCCACCUGUUUCUACAGAGGUCAGAGAGGCUCCACCUCUUUCUGUUUCUCCAGGACUCAAAGAGUCUCUAUCUCCUAUUCCUCCAUUGGAGAUUCAGGAGAUUUCACCUCCUGCUCCUGUAGAGGUUGAAGACCCCAAGCAAAGUCCAGUUGGUGAUUCAACAAACAGCUCCCUCAGCGAUGUCUCAAGUGGAUACAUCUCCACAAGUCUCUCCAUAGUGACUCUCUCAGAGGCAUUGAAUGUUGAUCCUCCUCUCAUCGACCACACAGAGGCCAAAAUAGACUCUUCUUCCAAAAAGAGUGAACCAAAAACAGAGUUUGUGCCAACAAGCAGCACAUCCCCGGAGCAUCAGUCAAAACGUGAACCAGCCGACCUAGGAGAACUUGGAGAACAGCCACCUACUGAAUCCCAGACUUCAGAAGAACAUGGUCAAGAGUCUCUUCUAGAUACAUCUCCUGGAAAACUCCUCAGUGUUUCUGAUUCCUUACCUCAAGAAGCCUCUGGAGCCAACGUCUCUUUAUCAGGCCAAUCAUCUUGUUCAGCCCCAUUAUCUACACCAUUAGCACCACCAGUUGCCUCAAAAACAGCUGAUCCAUCAGUACCAGUAAAGCAAGCUAAGCCAUUAGUGCCUACCAAACAAUCAAGACCUGAACAAAACGUCAAACUCACUCCUGCUCCACCUCCAACCCUUUCCAAAUCCACAGAGUCAAGACCUCUGGCCUAAAG